CAAUAUCUCGUUUAUUUAUAUGACACAUUGAAUUAUGUCUAUGUUACAAUCAAAUGUUGAGCCUUCAUGGCAGUGGGGAACCAACGCCGAAUACAUCAAUGAUCCCCUAGCAGUGAUUUAUCACGAGGGCCAGUGGACUUUGAGUAAAGUUUCUCCUUUAAACAACUUACAAUACAACAGAGUGAAGCUCAAGCAAUAUGCGUCUAAAAUUCGACUAGCGCUGGUCAGUAGCGUGUCUGCGAAGUCUUCUGUCAACUAUGUGGUGCAGUUUGACCAGCAGUCUCUAUUAAAGUACUGUGAAGAUGAUGCUGACGCUUUAAAGAUAAAUAUAGAAACAACAACAAACAGUGGCAAGACAAAGAUGGCAUAUACUGGGAUCUUGAUGUCCUGGGGGGUCAGCAGUGGUCCUGAAGGCACCAUUCACUUGCCAUACAUGCUGGAGCGGGGAGAGAGAAAAAUCGCAGAGGUUGUUAAAAUCUGCUUACAAAAGAUAUUUGACUGCAAUAUAAAACCAUUGAGUUUUACACAGUCUCAGCUGCUAAUGUUUGGCUUCAGUUUUGUGGAGUGCGCAUCAGCAAGGGGCACUGACCCUUUUGUCCUGUCCUACACCACUCCAGGGGCAGUUGACAUCAAGGACAAACUGGAUCUUCGGUUUGAAGUUGGCGACGUACACUACAUGUGGAAUGCAUUAAAAGAUGAGGUGGAGAAUGUGUCAGAGCUCAUAAGCCAAGUAUAUCAGAUUCUACAAAAACAAAUAAUGCAUACGAUACAGUAUGACAUAUCUUUCUUGGACAUCUUCAAAAUCACACUGCUAAAAGCGGAGGUCAAAAGCAACGGUAUUGUUAAAAUGAAAUCACCUGAAGUAGUGAAUUCUGUUUUUAAUGUGUUGAAUGAGAUCAUUUGCAAUGAGACUCCGUUAGAGAGCUGAUUUCAUGUGUGGCAUUCCAUCACUAAAGGGUCUUAAUGGUUCUUGCAAUACAUUUAUGUUUGAAUUUCAGAUGAAGGACCCUGCUGUAAUGGAAAAACAUAUAUGAUGUGUUGAUCAUGUUGGUUAGUUUUGUAUGUGAUUGCUCUCAACCGAAAAUGUAAGCUAAAAGUCAUAAGUCUUAAUUUUUGUAUUUUUGUGGUUGUACUUUGUCAGUAGAGUUGACAUGUGCAUAGAUUUCCUGUGUGAAUGUUUUUGUCUAUACAAUUAAUUAUUAAAUUUAUUAAUAAUUAUUGAGAGUGGGCACUAGUGGUUGUAAACAAACACUGAGUUCCUCCUUGUGUGUAAAACUGUACAAGGUCAAUCCGAGGCAAGAGUAACAUAAGUCCCGAUUUUAUGGCAUGUUCCAUUUAUUCACGAUGCAAGUUCAAGUGAUAAUCUAUCUCCAAAUAAGUGUUACUUUCCCGAUAUAUGCAUAGAUCCUUUCAUUUGCAGAUGUAGUUCAAAUAAACGCUCAAUGAAGUCGUGACUCACGUUACUUUUACGUGGAUUCACCCACAAGUUGAUUUACUUACCUGACUUGAAUGGAAUGAAGAUAUCUUUCAUUGUACAACUGACACCUUUAUCACAUCUCGGACACUGGCGAUCAAAUAUAUGACAGAGGCGCGUUCCUAGCACACAUUCUAAGCUUGUGUAGGUGAACGCGUAGCAUGCUUGUAUGUGUGAGAUAUGACAGGUCGACUGGUCGCGUUUUUGACAGGCGGUAACUGUGAGGUAACCGAGAGGGGGUGGGCGGCACUUUCAGCGGGGAGCGGGAGUGGCCAUACUGUACGAUAGUACUCUUUAUUAUACUGUGCCUUUAUUGUGAUAUGCAAUC
Messenger RNA from Leguminivora glycinivorella, 1802 nucleotides. RefSeq lists its product as uncharacterized. NCBI's taxonomy places the organism in Eukaryota, Metazoa, Arthropoda, Insecta, Lepidoptera, Tortricidae. The record is from RefSeq and is a predicted model, not a curated record. The transcript is spliced from 5 exons. Bases 35 to 928 code for a protein of 297 amino acids.